GUUGCUAGUAGAGCACUUCUAAAGGUACUGGUACGCAGCUAGAUAGUACUAUUCUUCCCCAUAGAUGAUUAUAUCAUAGAGUUGAUACAAUGCAUUUCCAGGCUUUCUUUCCAUCAACCUAUCAAUCAAAAGGAACCAAAUUGCAUUUCCUCUCAGACUGCCAUUCCUAGGCAAUUGCGUUUGGCUUGCCUUAUAAAGGCAGAGCGAUUGGGGGUGGCAUGGAAGUGCCUCACAGCUCCAACCUCCGACAUGCAGCAGAGGCACUAAUGAGAUACCAAACGGCUCUUGCGUUGCGUUGCGUCAAGUCAUUCGAUGCUAGCACGAAGAGAAAUGUCUUGUAUUCAAGGGAAGAACCGCGAAAGACUUCCACGCGAAACGUGGAUAAUCAAUUGCCAAUCCGAGCACUGGCUAGCUAGGCUGGGUUCCCGCAUCUGCUCGUUUGCCAAUGAUCUUGUCCAAGUUGACGAGGAGAGGCAAUCAACAACGAAUCACGCCCAUGUGCGGCGCGAGACCCAUCUGAACCAACACUCCACGUUUGGCCACUGCUGUGCGUCCCCUUCCUCUCACAAAUCUUAAUCAGCAGUUGCUCACAUUGAACAACUCAGCAGCAAAACACAACAACAACAAUGACGUCUCCGAACAGCAAUGGAAAGCGUCCCGCUUCUCGUUCUCCGUUCCGUGAUGCCGUUCUUACUGGAAUGGCGAGCCGAUCGGAGGAGCCAGAGCUCCCCGAGGGAAUGCAGCUGGGAGAGAACGGAUCGCCAGAGUUCAAUGACGCUGGGCUGGGCUCUGAUAUCCUCGCCAUUAGCCAAAUGGUGCGAGGCGGAGAUCCACGCAGUCUGUGUGACGCCAUCCUCAAGCGUGAUUCCACUCGAGAUGUGUCGGAUCUAAUAAUCUUGCUGUUUGUCACCCGCAAUGCGCGUGGAGGCAAGGGCGAAAAAGACCUCUCCUUCCAAAUAUUCCUCCGUGUCUGGAUGCAAUACCCAGCCACCGCUAAGCAGCUGCUGGGACUCUUCGCCCAUUACGGGUACUGGAAGGAUCUCCUUUUGCUCGCUGUCUCCGCCAAGGCAGAGGAAGUCAACGGUAGCGACGCCAUCUUGGACGAGUCAAUCGCCUUGAUGAAGACGCAACUCCAAAAGGAUGAGACUGCCGUGAACAAGUACAACAGCGACUUGGCAGAGGCGUCCAGCCCUGAGGAGAAAGCCAAACUCCAAAAGAAGGGCCCUGCCAUUUCUCUGUUGGCCAAGUGGUUGCCUCGUGAAGGCACUCACUUUGACAAGAAGCUUGGCUUUGUCGGCAAGUUCACACAGGCCACCCCGUCGAGCUGCGAGGACAAGCCCUGGCAGUCCAAGUCCAAGGCAGCCUACCGUAAAUUGGUGGUCAAGCUAACUGCCUUUUUGGAGCUGCCCGAGGUUCUCCUGUCGGCUAAGCGAGACGACGAGAUCAACUUUGGCAAGUUGGCAUCCAAGGCAACCUUCCGUCUGUCGCGGGCACUCCUCAACGAGACCAAGAGCGGCGGCGUUCGUUCGGAGGAUCCCAAACGCAUUCGGCUCGCCGAGUUGUUUGUGGACCACAUGGCCAAACACGGCUUGAAGGGUGGCCAGGUCAUGCCCCACGAGAUUGUUCGGGAAAUCAUGAAAGGCAACGUCAGCCGCAUGCGUGAAACGGUCUUGGACGCUCAGUGGAAGGACAUGUGGAAGCGAGUGGUGGACGAUGUCCGAGCCAAUGCCAAGGAGGAAGGCUUGGAGUUUGACCCCACCAAGAUGGUUCCGCUUUCCGAUGUCUCUGGAUCGAUGAGUGGCGUUCCCAUGGAAGUUUCCAUUGCCCUUGGCAUUGGCAUUUCCGAGAUUACACAUCCCGCCUUCCAGGACAUGGUCUUGACCUUUGAAAGUGAGCCACGUUGGCACAAGCUCAAUGCCGGGGACAGCAUUGUCCAAAAGGUCCGGUCUUUGGGAAACGCCCCCUGGGGAGGCAGCACCAACUUUGAGGGUGCCUACGACGAGAUCCUCAAAGUGUGUCGCGAGAGCCGUCUCCGCCGCGAGGAUUGUCCCGUGUUGAUUGUGUUUUCGGACAUGCAAUUCAAUGAGGCGGCGGGCUUUGGGUAUUCCUAUUACGGAAGCAAUGGCACAAGGAGCCGCGCGGCCACCAUGCACAAUGUGAUUUGCGAAAAGUUUGCCACCACCGCCAAGGCAUUGGGGUGGGAGGAUGUGGAUCCCACUCCCAUUGUGUACUGGAACCUGCGCAACACGGGUGGUCAUCCAGUGGAGAAGGAUACGGCUGGAUCGGUGCUGUUGUCUGGCUUUAGUCCUUCGCUGUUGAAGCUGGUGAUGAACGGGGAGGCCUUGAAGGAGGAGGUCGUGGAAGUGGUGGAGAAGGAUGGGACGGUUCGCCAGGAGAAGGUCCGCGUGACACCCGAGGAAGUGUUGCGUAAGAUGUUGGACGACUCCUUGUACGAUCCAGUGCGACUAGUGCUUGCGGCCAGCAAGGAAAAGGCGUUGGGGGAUUACGAGCCACCAACGUCGGUUCUGGAGAGCGCUCCCAUGGCAGAUGGGUUUGAGCUCGUCUAGAGGUACAUAAGUAUAUAAGUGUAUAAUUGAUGCAUAUGACAUAUAUAUUCAUAUAUUCAUCCAGUAGAUUCGUCAGUUUCGGUCGGUCAAACAGCCCAGUAGCUUCGCCUUUACAGUCACAGCCUCAGCGCCUUUUUGGUUGGUUGUUGUUGUCUUGCAAGCCCUUUCGCUACUCAUUACGGUACACAAUGAGAUAUUGCCCAACAUGGGGGUUCGAAGGGCUUGAUUACAGGGAGGUUCGAAGGGCUUGAAUCUUGCUCGCAAAGCCUAAAGAGUUGUUCCCUUGUCUCGGCUGACAACCAACCUCGCAGAAACCUUCACCAACCCAAACCAAGGUACGCGAAUCGAAAAAUCGAUUGUUGGCCAACAGAAGAACCAUGUCACCGACCGGUAGAUACUUGCUUCCCAGGCAGAUCUGAUACCAAUCCUUCUUCACCGCGGUGCUAUAAUCACGAGUACAAAGAGCGUUGCAGCAGUAUUACUGUGCUUUCUUUCAGGAAUGCAGCAGUGAUCUUUGGCUUGUGUGUUGUGUACUUCCCUCCUUUCUUGUUUGCUUUCACCUUGAAACGACGAUUCUGACAGGCAAGAGCCUAGCUCCCAGUAUUCUUUUUGCUCCAACUAAUAACCCUUCAUCAUUUCUACAGUAGUAGCCAGCUAGAUCCGAUACUCGUGCAGCACUCCGGCCCCAGCAACAAAUCCUUCACCGAGAACCAUU
Molecule: messenger RNA, 3282 nt
Organism: Seminavis robusta
Lineage: Eukaryota; Bacillariophyta; Bacillariophyceae; Naviculales; Naviculaceae
Source: the annotation of a GenBank genome assembly